Messenger RNA from Leishmania braziliensis MHOM/BR/75/M2904, 2085 nucleotides. RefSeq names its product putative ribonuclease. Gene Ontology annotation, cellular component: cytoplasm. The record is from RefSeq and is a predicted model, not a curated record. The transcript has a single exon. The coding region runs from base 1 to 2085 and encodes 694 amino acids. Lineage: Eukaryota; Euglenozoa; Kinetoplastea; Trypanosomatida; Trypanosomatidae. Gene Ontology annotation, molecular function: RNA binding; 3'-5'-RNA exonuclease activity.
AUGGAGAUAACGAACAACAACGUGGGAAUGCUGUUGCCCUAUAUGGACACGAUUUUGCGCGACUGCUCCUUCUUCACGGUUGACCUGGAGUUCUCUGGCAUUGACCAUGACAGAGACGACGCCUGCGCGGAAGCACCAGAGCAAGCUAUCCGCUCGCUCAUGCGAAAACCAUCUGACUUGUACCUGGCAAAGUUGCAGGAUAGCAAGUUGUACAGUAUAAUGCAGAUCGGCAUCUCCGUCUUCACCGAAGUAGAGGUUGGUGACGCCAACGGGGUCUCGACUGCGAAUGGGGCAACACCAUCAACGGUGCCGUCGGCGGCUGCUCACCUGAAAAAGGAGGUCGCCGAUUUUUUGGCGGCGGAAGUCGAAAAUUACACCGCCUAUGCUGAAACCACCGCAGUGGUAGAGAGAAUUCUGUCGAGUGCAAACGGCUCUGCGAAGGACUUCGCGUCCGCUUUCAAGUACUUAGCUGAUCAAAUGCUUGCAGUUGCGCAGUCGUUGGAGAUGGCUGCAAGGGCUAACAGCAUUCGUGCCACAGAGGGGCCGCCGCUGUCGAGUCAGUCUCUCCCUAUCUUGUGGAAGCGUUACCGCUUCUUAGAGACGCUCAGUCACGCUGUUGCGAGCUACCAGAUAAAAAGCACUGCGGCCGAUGCGACGGUGCCACUAACACCGUCGAAGUGCUACACGGUGCACACGUUCUCUGCACUGAUGUUCCCAGCCGCCACCGACACUGAGGUGGAUGUGACCCUCAACAUUGCUACCGCCGAGUUCCUCGCCAAGAACGACAUGGACUUCACGCGCUGGGUCAAGGAGGGGCUUCGCUUUGAGCCAGUUAAGGUGGCAGCCGCCCAACUCACCAAGAAGGUGGAGGCGCAAUUGCAGGAGAUAAAUCUGCUUACCCAGCCGUACACCAUGCUGAAAGGGUACAAGGAAUGCAUCGGCCGGAGACUAGACAAUCUGCUUCCUCUUUUACCAGGUGAGUUGCAACUGGUAAGGUUUAUUCUCUCUCUCUCGAGCAAGGAGUUUGACGAUCCGGCGGCUGCGAAUGUGAAGCAGUUUUACGUUAAAUCACUUGCUCUUAUUAUCUCCUUCGCGCGUGGAAUCGUUCCAGAGUCGGCGCUGCCGGAGUACAUCUACACGAAAGAGAAGCUGUACAGGGCGGAGAUGAACGCGCUGUCAGCAAUUGGUGUGACUAAGGCGAAUCGCAGGUUUGUGAGGACUGCUGUCUUCAACACCUGGGGCAAUGGCUGCAGCUCCAGCCUCGUCUCUCGUAGCUACGGCAGUGACCUCUUGAAGACCCUCUUGUAUGCCACCGAAGUGCACCGGAAGCCCAUUGUUUUCUACAAUGGCUACACAGAUGUAAUUUUUCUGCUACUCGCCCUUUACGGCGCAUCGAGUAUGCCGCUCAACCUGCAGUCCUUUAAGUCGCUGGCGCAUCGGCAUUUCCCGUCACUUUUCGACACCCGCAUUCUCAGCUGCGCCGAACCGCUUCAGGGCUUGGGGGACUUUUCUGGAAAGUUGUGGAAUGUGGUGGAUGAGAUAAGCAAGGUAAGCACCAUCGGGCCGUAUGUAUCGUUUAAGUUUGACUCGACCUUCUCUGGCGGCUGUGGCUCCACGCAGACCUCGAUGACCCACAACGCAGCCUUUGAUUCCUUGCUUACUGGCAAGCUCUUUGCGUUUGCCAAGUACGGACUAGAAAAUGCCAACACCAGCGUCAAGGUGUAUGAGAAUAUUUUGUCAACCUAUGCAACACUGAAGUCGAUCUACCUGGUAAGCCGCAUGGAUGGCAUGAAGCGGGAGACGGCGGCAGUCGUGUACUACAUUUCUAACAAGCCUGCGCUGCGGGUGGAUAUAAUACGUAAGGCGCUCGAGUCGUGUAAGAUCACUGCCGUGAUCCUCUACCGAGGCCACGGUUAUACCAUUCAACCGAUAGGUGCUGCGUGUCAGAUGCCGAACCUGGUGCAGACGAUGAUAAAGGUACUGAGUGCUAAGGUCCACGAAAAGGUCGAGUUGUAUCAAAUUGAGCUUCGAACGCGCGCGGCGAUCAAAGAAGAGAGAGAGAGUGAUUGCACAGGUGAGACAUAG